UCGUAACAAGAAAGCGACCAUUGAGAAAACUCAGAUACAAGAGCGUAUCGUGUUGACAGGUGCGUGUUUGACAAUGGCGCUGCAUCGAUCGGUUGGUGCCCUUUUCUCCGCCGAGCAGCCAGCAGGAGCAGAAAAAGUGACAACAAAUUAUAACUUUCUAUUUUCCAUAAAAACAUGUACCUCGCUACACGGAGGACAUUGAUCCGAUCGCCUCUUCCGCAUCGACGAUUACUGAGCUCACUGCGUCCAGAAAAACCAUUCCUCAGCUCAUAUAAUGCAAAAGCAGUUGAGGAAGGCUGGUACGAUUACUGGCAGAAAGAAGGGUUGUUCAAGCCGUCGUCUUCCAGCAACGGCAUUAGUGACAGCAGCAGCAGCAGCAGUAGUGACAAGAAACAAUUCACAAUGAUAACACCACCACCAAACGUCACCGGCUCACUACACAUUGGACACGCUCUCACGCUCAGCAUUGAAGACGCAUUGGCACGGUAUCGCCGCAUGGCAGGCUACGACGUGCAGUGGAUUCCAGGCACCGAUCACGCUGGCAUAGGCACGCAAUCGGUUGUCGAGAAAAUGAUCAUGCGUGAGCGACAACUGACGCGCCAUGAUAUGGGUCGGGAGGCUUUUGUCAAGGAAAUAUGGAAGUGGCGCAACAAGUAUGGUGACCAUAUCCUGAACCAAAUGAAACGCAUGGGCGCGUCUGUGGAUUGGGAUAAUGUGUUUUUCACCAUGGAUUCGCCGCGCUAUGAAGCUGUACAGAACGCGUUUAUCCAGCUCUACAAGGAUGGGCUCAUUUAUCGUGAUACAAGGCUGGUGAACUGGUGCUGUGCAUUGGAAACUGUCAUUUCCGAUAUUGAGAUUGAUUAUAAAGAAAUCGAAAGACGGACAUUAGUACCGCUGCCUGGUCGACCACAAGGUGUCGAAUUUGGUGUACUGCACCAAUUUACGUAUCCAGUGAGUGAUCCAACGCCAAACGGGGUACAAGGUCUGACGGUAUCCACGACACGUAUUGAAACCAUGCUAGGCGAUUGCGCAGUAGCUAUUCAUCCAGACGAUCCUCGAUAUAAAGAACUCCAUGGCAAAUAUGUAAUUCAUCCUAUCCACAAAAAGAAAAUCCCCAUCGUUUGUGAUGAGCAAUUAGUCGAUAUGGAAUUUGGCACUGGCGCUGUCAAGAUUACACCUGCUCAUGAUCCCAAUGAUUAUGCUUGUGCCCGACGUCAUAACCUACCCAUUGUCAGCAUUUUUGAUAAAUUAGGCCAACUCAAUGAAGUUGGCGGUGUAUCCGAAUGGACUGGCACAAAUCGCUUUGAUCUUCGUGACAAAGUUGUGGACAAAUUAAAGCAGCUGGGCUGCUACGACGGGAAGGAUGAAAAUCAUCCUAUGCGAAUAGCAUUAUGUUCACGAUCAGGCGAUGUCAUCGAACCACUUUUACAGCCGCAAUGGUAUGUGAGCUGCUCAGAAUUGGCUGGUAUAUCCAAAAACCAAGUAGAGAAUGGCUUGAUGAAGAUUCAUCCAAGCAACCAUGUCCAAGACUGGUACAGAUGGUUAGAUAAUAUUCAAGAUUGGUGUAUAUCGCGUCAGCUUUGGUGGGGCCACGAAAUUCCAGCGUAUCAAGUGAGACUUGACAGUGCUACGAAAAAAGAGCUUUGGGUUGUGGCACAUGACGAAACAUCCGCCCAUAAGGAAGCUGGCGCUCUUAUCGAAAAGGAGGGGCUUCCAAAAGACUCGAAAUAUGAGCUUGUCAAGGAUGAGGAUGUAUUAGAUACUUGGUUUUCGUCGGGGUUACUCCCACUAUCUGCAUUAGGCUGGACCGGUGCUAAUUCUAGUGUUCCAGCACGCUAUCCUCUUCAAGUGAUGGAGACUGGCUAUGAUAUUCUGUUCUUUUGGGUAGCACGCAUGGCUAUGCUGGCAAACCACUUUGCAAAACAACCGCCAUUUGAAAAUAUCUUUUUACAUCCCAUGGUUCGAGAUGCACAAGGCCGAAAAAUGUCUAAAUCUCUUGGCAAUGUGAUUGAUCCACUCCAUGUUAUCGAAGGUGUUAGCCUCGAAACAAUGCAGGAGAAUCUAAAGAACAGCAACCUGCCACCCAAGGAAAUCGAAAAGAGUGUAAAGAAUUUGCAGGAUGAAUAUCCCUCGGGUAUUCCAGCAUGUGGUACAGAUUCAUUACGAUUUGCCCUUAUUGCAUAUACACAACAGAGCCGACAGAUCAAUUUGGACAUAUCCAACGUCAUACAAACCUCCCAUUUCUGUAACAAGCUUUGGAACUUGUUCAAGUUUGGUUUUGGUCGUUUUGAAAAAGAUGGAUUCAGCAAUCAUCCCCGGGAUAAUACAGUGGAGUCAUUACAAGAUCUGGCCAAGAAUAUGAAUCUAUCGCUUGUCAAUCGGUUCAUCUUGUCACGCAUGGCAGAUACUGUUACUAAAUGCGUUGACGGGUUUGAGAAUUACCGUCUUAAUGAUUCGGCUGAUGCUGUACGGCGUUUCAUUGUCGAGGACGUAUGUGAUGUGUAUGUCGAGUUCUCCAAGGCCACUCUCAACAAACCAGAUCUUAAGCCGAGUGAAAAGGAGGCAACAUUAGACAUUCUACAUGCUUGUAUGGAUGCAUCCUUACGACUUGCGCACCCAUUCAUGCCAUUCAUUACAGAGGAAUUGUGGCACCAUUUGAAACAAAAGAUACCAUCCCCUGGCGAUGCAAAAGCACUCAUGGUAGAAUCGUACCCUGCCAUUGAACAACUUGCACCACUGCAUAACAAGCAGGUUGAAACCCAUUUUAAGGUUGUACUUUCCAUCAUCCACGCAUCACGGUCUCUUCGGCAAGGACAUCAAAUCAGUAUAGGCAAAGAACUCCCAUUUACGAUCUACUGCAAUGACUACGAAUUAGUUGAGCCACUGCGUUUAUAUAUGAACGAAAUCAAAUCAUUUGUGAAAGGAUCUAAAUUGUCGAUCGUUGAAGAAGAGAUCACUGGUGACUGGACCGUGCGCGCUGUUCACGAUAAUUUGAAAAUCCUGGUUCCUACCAACCACGUGGUCCGGGCCCAGCUCGAGCGGGGCGGUGAUGUUGUCAAGAACAUUGAGGGAAAACGAGGGAAGCUCAGUAAGAAGUUGGAAAAGGUCAAAAAGGACGCAGAAAAAUUGGCUGCGCGGAUGAAUAAGGAUGGGUACGCGGAAUCGGUACCAGAGCAAAUCAAGGAGAAAAACAGACAACGAGCAAGAGGAUUUGAACUAGACAUAGAAACGCUUGAAAAUGAUUUACGUCUGCUCAACAACCUGUAUAAAGAAGCAAUAUAUUCACGGUAAUAUAAAAAAGAGAGAGAAAUAAUUGUGUACAAAGAAAAAGAGAAAUAAACUAGAUUAAAAGAGAAACUAAAAAAAGGAGGGCGAGGAGAGAUGGUAUAUAGUUGGAAGGAAGGUGAGAAAUCUGGUAUAGUUUGCUAUGUAUAGAGUGCUUCAUCGAUCUUCAGAAGGAUGGAACAAUGACGAGCCAGCCAAGGCGUAAAAACAGCCAUCACAGACGCGAGACCAUUCUGCCUUGGCGUUCUGUGCAUCAAAGAGUGGGAGGCGGUUGCUGCUGUGUGUAUUGCAAAAAAUGUGACCACACCUAGAUAGUUAAAUGCAAACACAAAAUCAGGAUAGAUGAUAUGGCGUGUGCUC
Messenger RNA from Zychaea mexicana, 3645 nucleotides. Its product is annotated as tRNA synthetases class I-domain-containing protein. Gene Ontology annotation, cellular component: cytosol; cytoplasm. Bases 175 to 3291 code for a protein of 1038 amino acids. Lineage: Eukaryota; Fungi; Mucoromycota; Mucoromycetes; Mucorales; Lichtheimiaceae. Gene Ontology annotation, biological process: valyl-tRNA aminoacylation. The record is from RefSeq and is a predicted model, not a curated record. Gene Ontology annotation, molecular function: ATP binding; aminoacyl-tRNA deacylase activity; valine-tRNA ligase activity. The transcript is spliced from 18 exons.